AUGGCUGAACCACCGGCUGCUAAACCUCUUUGGGAGUAUGGUGUACCGGAUGCAACUACCGGUGCAAUGUCUAGCAUUCUUAGACCUGCAAUUACUGCAACACACUUCGAACUAAAACCUCAGUUUAUUCAGUUCAUCUCCAAUGAUUCCUUUUCAGGGGGAGUCAAUGAUUGUCCUAUUAAUCAUAUUGACAGUUUUCUAGAGAAGUGUGACACUUUUAAGAUUAAUAAUGUGAGUGAUGAUGCAAUUAGACUUCGCCUUUUUCCUUUUUCUCUGAGGGAUAGGGCAAAGGAAUGGCUAAAAGAUGAAGGCAUUAAUACUUUUGAUUCCUGGGACAAGCUAGUAAAGGCAUUUUUGGCCAAGUUCAAGCGUCUACAGAGAAAGUGCCCUCAUCAUGGAAUUCAAGAGUGGCUAUUGAUUCAGACCUUCUACAAUGGGUUGACGCAUGAGUACAGGAUUUACAUUGACGCUGCGUCGGGCGGUAAGUUUAUUGAAAAGGUCCCUAUUGAGGCUAAGGCAUUACUUGGGAAGAUGGCUGCUAAUGAUAACUUUCACUCAGGUGGGAGAAACAAUGCAAAGAAAGGAGGUAAACAUGACGUUGAUGCAAUGACGCUCUUGACUAGUACUGUGCAGGCUUUGUCACUUAAGAUUGAUCAACUUCGAGCAGGGCCAUCUGUGGUAGCAUCUUGUGAAACAUGUGGAGUACAAGGACAUAUUGCAAGUGAGUGUCAAUAUGUUGAAAUGUUAAUGGAGCAAGCUAACGCUCUCUAUAAUAACAACCAACAAAGGAGACCCUAUGAUCCCUACUCUAACACUUACAAUGAAGGUUUUCAAAAUAGACCACCCUUCAAUCAUCAAAACUACAAUCAACAGCCUCCCCCACCACAACCACAACCGCAACCCAAGUCCAAUCUGGAAGCUUUGGUUGAAACUUUUGUAGCCUUACAGGCUAAGCAAGACAAGUAUUGGGAAGAGCAGUUGAAACAGAAUAGUCUCCUUACUGCUACAGUUCAACAGAUUCAAGCUCAAACCAAGCUCAUGGAGAAUCAGAUAAGCCAACUUGCUCAACAAGUGGGUCAAUCUUCAAAGGUUCCGGGUCACUUUCCUGGUAACACCGAGCAACCACCUAAGGGUCAAGUUAAUGUUGUAACUUUGAGGAAUGGUAGAGAGCUAGAAGACCUUCCACCGAAGGUAGUUCAAAAGAAAGCAGUUGCAGUAGAGGAAGAGAUGGUUGAAGCUCAAAAGAUGAUAGAAAAGGAGAAAAUUGAAGAGAAGAAGGAGCCCAUUGUCAUUAAACCUUACAAGCCACCUGUACCUUUCCCACAAUGA
This is a messenger RNA of Ricinus communis (castor bean), 1329 nucleotides long. RefSeq lists its product as uncharacterized. The transcript has 3 exons. Bases 1 to 1329 code for a protein of 442 amino acids. The record is from RefSeq and is a predicted model, not a curated record. Gene Ontology annotation, molecular function: zinc ion binding; nucleic acid binding. NCBI's taxonomy places the organism in Eukaryota, Viridiplantae, Streptophyta, Magnoliopsida, Malpighiales, Euphorbiaceae.